Messenger RNA from Lottia gigantea (owl limpet), 1290 nucleotides. RefSeq lists its product as hypothetical. The record is from RefSeq and is a predicted model, not a curated record. Gene Ontology annotation, biological process: transmembrane transport. NCBI's taxonomy places the organism in Eukaryota, Metazoa, Mollusca, Gastropoda, Lottiidae. The transcript has 3 exons. Gene Ontology annotation, cellular component: membrane. Gene Ontology annotation, molecular function: transmembrane transporter activity. The annotation marks the transcript as partial.
CUGGAUAAUAUUUUAUCUGAAUUGAAAUUAGGAAAGUUUCAAUAUAAAAUGUUAUUAUUAUGUGGUGGAGGAUAUUUUGCUGUGUGUUCAGAAAUUUUAGUAUUUGUUUAUCUUAGUGGACCUGCGACAAAAGAGUGGAAUUUAAGUCAAUAUGAGUAUCCAUGGUUACCGUUCUUUAGUGGAAUAGCGGGCAUUAUAGGAGGUUAUAUAUUUGGAACUAUCAGUGAUAGAUUUGGGAGACAAAUGCCCUUCAUAAUAUCAAUUGGAAUAUGUUGUAUAUUUGGUGUGGCAUCAGCAUUUGCACACACAUUUGAAUGGUUAGUGGCUAUUAGAUCUAUGGUAUCUUUUGGAAUUGGUGGUUUAGAAGCAGUGGAUUUUGUACUAUUAUUAGAAUUUUUACCACCAAGAAAUCGUGGUGCCAUGAUGGUAGCCAUCACAUUUUUUGGUGCUGUAGGAGCAGUAUUAACUGGUGGAUUGGCCUGGUUGAUAUUACCACAGUGGGGCUGGAGAUGGUUUGUUGGGGCUGCUGCAAUCCCUUCUAUUAUUAUAUUUCUACUAAGAUUACUGAUUAGAUAUGAAUCUCCUAGAUACCUAUUUAUAAGUGGUAAAACAGAACAGGCCAUCAAAGUUUUGAGGAAAAUUGCCAAAGAAAAUGGAUCUGAAUUAUCAACAGAAAAUAUAAUUUGUGAAAAGAGUAAAGAUAGAGGUCAUAUUAGUGAACUAUUUUCUAAAGAUUUACGUGCUAGAACUCUAGUAGUAUCGCUGGUGUGGUGUUUUCAGUCUACUGGAUACUGGGGUGUAACUAUUUACUUGCCAGAAUAUAUAGCUUCCUUAGGAGUUGACUCAUACUUUAACAUGUUCACUAUUUUUAUAGGAGAACUUCCUGGACUAGUUUUGGCCAUGAUUUUAAUAGAAAAACAUAUGUUAGGCCGAAUAAAAUGCCUAAAACUUUUUUCCAUAGCGACUUCCAUAUCAUUGAUUUUAUUUGCCUUUAUUCCUGUAGAUUUUUUAAAAGCAGUUAUUGUUAUAGUAUGUUAUUUUUUCAUGGUACCUAUAUAUUCCAUUUUAAAUGCAUUUACUCCUGAAAUUUAUCCGACCAAAAUAAGAAGUACAGCAAUGGGCUGGGCUAAUAUUAUCAUUGAAAUUCCUGGCUUGAUCACUCCUUUUGUUGGUGCUCUCUUGUUAUCUAGUGAUAUAAAAUGGCUGUACCCAGUCGUUUGGGCUGUCAACUUUUUUCUCCAAUUUCUAUGUACAUUUGGUUUUAAAGUAGAAACGGCAGGAGCUGGCAUC